UUCUAGAAGUUACAGGAGGUUUACAAAAGCCGUCCUAGCGGGUACUUCUUUCGUCCGGGAGAAACUAAAUUAAGUCGGGAAGCAGCGAUACACUGGUGAAAACGCUUAUCGCACCGAUUAAAGAGUUUCUGUGAAGAAAGCAUCAACCUUCGAAAUUCGAAAUGGUUGACUACAGCCGGUGGAAGAACAUCGAGAUUUCGGAUGAUGAAGAUGACACGCAUCCGAACAUCGACACGCCGUCGCUGUUCCGCUGGCGGCAUCAGGCCCGGGUCGAGCGCAUGGAGGAGCAGGAGAAGAAGAAGGAGUCGCUAGAGAGCAAGAAGAAAACCACCGAGAAGAAGCUGGAGGAGGUCAAGGCGAAGCUACAGCACAACGAGGGCAACAUGGAUGAACUGAAAAAGUGCAUCGACGAACUGGAACGGGAACAGCAGCGUGUCCGGCAGGAGGAAGAGGAGCUGCGGAAGAAGGAAAAGAUGCAACCGUGGAACGUGGACACGAUCAGCAAGCCCGGCUUUCAGAAGACGGUCAUCAACAAGAGUGCGAUCAACCGGAAGGUUGAGGAGCUGAGCGACGAAGAUAAGGAGCGGAAUUUGCGCGAUUUCGUCAAAAAGUACGAGAAACAGGUCAAGCAGUACGGUAUGCUGCGGAAGUAUGACGAUUCAAAGAAGUUCCUCCAGGACAACCAGCAUCUGGUGUGCGAGGACACGGCAAACUAUCUGGUCAUCUGGUGCAUCGAGCUGAGCAUGCAGGAGAAAAACGAUCUGAUGGCGCACGUCGCCCACCAGUGUAUCUGCAUUCAGUACGUGCUGGACAUCGCGAAGCAGCUCGACAUCGAUCCGCGGGCCUGCGUGCCUUCGUUCUUCCAGCGCAUACAGGAGCCCGAAGCCGAGUACAAGAAGCAGUUCCAGCUUGAGAUCGAAGCCUUCAAGGAGCGCAUUCGGAAGCGGGCACAGGAAAAGCUCGCCCUGCUGGUGGAAGAGCAGGAGGAGGAAGAGCGCAAAGCGAGGCUCGGUCCGGGUGGGCUGGAUCCGGCGGAGGUGUUCGAGUCACUGCCCGAGGAGCUACAGAAGUGUUUCGAAACGAGAGACGUCACCAUGCUGCAGGAAGCGAUGGCCAAGCUGCCCGUGGACGAAGCCCGCCAGCAUUUGCAACGAUGCAUCGACUCGGGCCUGUGGGUUCCGAAUGCUGGUGGAAGCGGUAGCGAAACCGAUGUCAAGAGCGAAGCCACCGAGGAGGACCCACUGUACGUGCCGGUGAAACAGAAAGAAAAGGACGAGGAGAGCAAAUCGAAAGAGUGAACCGACCACAAAUGGGCCGAUCCUUGGACUGCUUUGCAGGACCGUCAAGUAUUCUCAUUGGUUUUCUGCUGCGAAAUUCUGCACCAACAGUCUCUCCAGUUCACCACGUAGCACCGAGUAGAAACUGAAACGAGUGGCACAUCACUCGUCAGCUAUUCCUUUGCAACAAUUUCUUUGUUUCAGGUCCCAAUAAGGGCGGAUAAUUAUUAGACCCCCCGGCUGUUUCCGCCUAGAGGAUCAAGUGAAAUUUGUGGCACGAGCCCUUUUUUAAUGUAAUUAGUUCUUGGCAAUUUGCCUCCAGCGUUUCGUUUUUGUAUCAUGUAACAAAUUAAGUGAUGAAGAAGAAAAUGUCGCAGUGCUAUUGCUACUGCCUCUCCGAAUUCAUGUCUAAUGGUCGGAUAAAUAAACUUACGUUUCUAUCCAGAUGAAAACGAUCGUUUGUUUGAUGCUGUACUACAAGAUGCUGCAACUACAAUAAACGAUCGGUCGGUUCAAAUAGUGAAUUAGAGCGGUUCAAAAAAAACCUGUCAUUGCUUCAUGUUUCAAUUUUGAGUCCGUUCCGAGCACGAUAUCCUUUCCGACUCAAAGACGUUACACGAAGGGUAUCAACCGAAUAACCGUACAGGGCUUGCGUUAAUGCGCAAGCGAACCGAAUAUGAAGAUGUUUG
This is a messenger RNA of Anopheles bellator, 1966 nucleotides long. It is a transcript of the gene Cdc37, whose product is annotated as hsp90 co-chaperone Cdc37. Gene Ontology annotation, biological process: protein stabilization; protein folding. The transcript has 2 exons. Gene Ontology annotation, cellular component: cytoplasm. The record is from RefSeq and is a predicted model, not a curated record. Lineage: Eukaryota; Metazoa; Arthropoda; Insecta; Diptera; Culicidae. Gene Ontology annotation, molecular function: heat shock protein binding; protein-folding chaperone binding; protein kinase binding. The coding region runs from base 162 to 1298 and encodes 378 amino acids.